AUGCCCGACAAAAGCUCUCGGCCAAGACACUCGCGAUCCGGUUCUCGAUCCGGCUCGCACUCAGCAAGUGGUAGAAGAUCAUCUCUGCCGCGAUUGAAGUCUUCACCAAGAUUGGUGAGAACUAUCAGUGCUGAGAUUGAUGCGGUGUCCCAGGACAUCAACCACUUGAAAUUGGAAAGCGAUUCGUCGUCGCUGUCGCUAGAAGUGCCGUUUGUGAAGGGGACCCUUAACGCAAGUCUCCCACUCGAGUAUUUACGCACAGAUGUGUUGAACUUGGCACAGGCUUUGAAGGUCCCCAAAUGGCAUAAUAGCAAUAGCGGUAAUAGUAGGAAGACAAAUGUGAUGACGCAUCUGGUACCCAAGUCUGUUGUGCUCACCAAGAUUACUGGUGCACUAACCAAUGCGAUUUUCCGUGUACAGUACCCGGGUCUACCAUCGCUUUUGUUGCGGGUGUACGGACCACAGGUCGACAGCAUCAUCGACAGAGACUACGAACUGCAAGUGCUGGCACGCUUGUCGGCUCACAAUAUAGGUCCCAAACUGUACGGAUGCUUCACCAACGGUCGUUUUGAGCAGUUUCUCGAGGACUCGAAGACUUUGACCAAAGACGACAUCAGAAACUGGAAGACUGCACAAAGAAUUGCACGUCGAAUGAAAGAACUACACUCCGGGGUCCCCUUGUUGCCCUUUGAGAUUGCCCGUGGACCGAGUACAUGGCUUCGUCUCGAAAAAUGGGUCAAAGUUAUCAACGAUUCGCCCUGGUCUCAUGACGCUGGCAAUAUUCAGAAAGUUCUGACAUGCCAAGAUUGGCAGUUUUUCCUAAUGGCCAUGCAAAAAUACAGAAAAUGGCUGGAAGAAACUUACAAAGAUACACACAGUGGUCUGGUUUUCUGCCACAAUGAUGCUCAGCACGGUAACCUACUAUUCACAGCACCGGUUGCAUCACUGCCUGCUACCCCUUCAGUUUCCGCCGAUUCCAUUAAAACUUCAGAUUCGCUAUUCCCAACAGCAUCUAACGUUUCUUUGGAGCAGAUCAUUAGGCCUUCACCCCAAGAACAAAAGCAAGAUUCCAAACUAGUGGUAAUUGAUUUCGAAUACUCGGGAGCAAAUAGACCGGCUUUUGAUCUUGCUAACCAUUUUAGCGAAUGGAUGUGUGAUUACAAUUCAGCCGAUUCCUACAAAUCUGACGAGACAAAAUACCCAACCAAGGAAGAAUUACUAAAUUUCCUUUAUUCAUAUGCUUCCCAUCGUCGAACUUCCAGAGAUCGUAGCAUCGAUGAUGAAGUCAAAGACCUUUACAAUGAUGUCAUAAGGCAGCGGGCUUCUGUAUCUCUUCAUUGGGCUACAUGGGCCAUAAUCCAAAGCGGAGAAUUGAACGACUCACCUCAGAAGAAGGUGGUAGAGGAAGGCCCUGGAGGUGAAAAGUACGUCAUAACGAUUGACGAUGAAGACAACGAGGAUGGCGAUGAGGACCAUGCCGAUGCAGAUGGAGAAGCGUUACACGAGGGUGCUGACAUUGAAUCCUUCGAUAACCUCAAGUUUGCAAAGGACAAAAUGGCGCUCUUUUGGGGCGACAUGCUUCAGCUGGGUUUGCUGAAAAGGGAGGAGCUUCCAAAUUUUGUCAGCAUCAAGAGCUUAGAUACAAAGUUUCUAUAG
Molecule: messenger RNA, 1656 nt
Organism: Lachancea sp. 'fantastica'
Lineage: Eukaryota; Fungi; Ascomycota; Saccharomycetes; Saccharomycetales; Saccharomycetaceae
Source: the annotation of a GenBank genome assembly